This is a messenger RNA of Polypterus senegalus (gray bichir), 2917 nucleotides long. RefSeq names its product V-set domain-containing T-cell activation inhibitor 1-like. The record is from RefSeq and is a predicted model, not a curated record. The coding region runs from base 1 to 1176 and encodes 391 amino acids. NCBI's taxonomy places the organism in Eukaryota, Metazoa, Chordata, Cladistia, Polypteriformes, Polypteridae. The transcript is spliced from 3 exons.
AUGGUCGACAGCCCGAUCAGCGUGGCGAGGAGGACGGCGAGAGUUGGACCAGAAAGACUUUAUUGCAGACGAGGGAUCCUGGUGGACCGUUCGUUGGGAUCCACGAUGAAUGUAUCUCCGACGUGGUUGGAAGAUGAUGUCCGGAUGGAGAUGCAGAGAAGCAGGAGGAGCGUUGACAUGGAGGGGCGCCGGAGAAGUUCAACAGCAGAAUACUGGAGCAAUCCCAACGCAACCCGAUUUACAGGCAGUAGGAGAGCCCAGAUGAUCACAAACCAGGCAGUAGUCCACAUAUUUGUCGGCGUCAGGUUUGUUUCUUUCAUUUCAGCUGAUGACUGCCUUACUGCCAACAUUGGAGACACGGUGCAGAUUCCCUGCUCUUUGAACACUAAAGAGUUCUUAAAGGCAGAAGACAUUUCAGUCGAGUGGACAACAGGUGACGGCCGCAUCAUUCAUUCCUUUGUCAAAGGAAAGGAUAAUUUGACAAAUCAGGUCCCCCAGUUCAAAGGCCGAGCGCAGCUCUUCAAGCCUGAACUGUCACGUGGUAACUUAUCACUGAGGCUGUCAAACGUGUCGGUCGAUGAUGAAGGGGAGUUUGAGUGCAAAUACCAUAAAGCUGGGGAGACAAGCAGCAGUGGUGUGUGUUAUCCGUGCCUUCUAGUCGCAGGUCGUUACUCUGACCCAAUUGUUACUAUAUCAUCUUCAGCUUCAAAUGACAGUGAGGUCAACUUCACCUGCAAGUCUGCUGGAGGAUAUCCUGAGCCAAAGGUCUACUGGUCAGUGAAUAAGAUGCCAUUUCAGGACAUAAGCCGAGUAAAUACAAGAACGAGCAAUGACAGCAAAGGGCGUUAUAACGUGACCAGCAUCCUGACUUUGAAUGUGACAGGAGACGUGUCGGUGACCUGCAUUAUUGAGAAUGAGAGACUGAGAGAGAACAGGACAUCAAAUGAGGUUCAAUGUGAGUUCACUUUAUAUGUAGUACAGAAACAGACCAUCACAAGUCAGCAGAGUCACAAAACAAAGCCAGCCAGGUGUCACCACACGUGUGCCAUCUGUCCCUUUAUUAUUGUGAGCUCCUUGAACUCCAGCUGGCAGCCACAGACAUCCGGGGCUACAAAUGCCAUCAAGGUCACAUUGAUCUGGGAGGCCUACAUGUACACACAGAAGAGACGUGGCUGAGCGGCUCCGCCGUCAUUUUAGGGUACACAGUAACAGAAGCUGUGAGCGUCAGAGUGAAAUACUGCACUUGUUCUUUUUUUUUUUUGCAAAUUCAAAUACAGUGUGUAACAAAACAUUACUCCUUAUCAGAAAUCAACAAGCUUAUAAUUUAAAAUAAAGUUUCUGAGUGAUCAACAAUAUGAGAAAACAAAAGUCCAAAAACAAAAUCCUGAAAGUGCUGAAUUAGGGAAUAAAUUAGCUCUGGACAAGCUAAGCAAAGGCAACAACAAAUUUGAUUUAGAAACGCACGGCUGUCAGUUAUGAAAUGACAAUCUAUGAUAUCAAGUCUUCAAACAACACACACACACACUAAAGUCAUUCCAACACAGCACUGUGAGGACGUGCAGGAGCAGCUCAAGAGCCGUCUGGUUGUUUUUGCUAGAAAGAGUGAGGUGGGCAAGGCCUCUCUGCUUCUUUAUUCUGAAUCGUUUAGAUGGGGGUCUGCCUGUCUGUUGGCCUGUUUUCCCACAAAGUGUGAGGAGCACAGCUGUGAUUUCUUAAAUUGAAUUAUACACGAGAUGGCAGCCAUUUUCAUGUGAUCGAAGUAACACCUCACAUCUCUUAUCAUUUACAAUGAACCGCAGCAGCCACUAAUGGAUCAGACUGUGUUUUGUGUCUUGUUGCUGCCUGCACCCUUAACUUUGUAAUCUCCAAUUAAAACAAAAUGGCAGGACCCGACGUGCAUCGGAGAAUCGGAUUGAUAGGGAUGUGUUAGUGCGUCUCUACACGGUCCACUUGUAAGCACUGUGCUCAACCACUCGCCUCCCGAGCUCUCGCCAUCUUCCCGUUUUCUCUCCAAUCUGCAGUCGUUUCCCAGGACAGUCCUCAGGCGCCUCACCACCAGAUCCACCACAAGCCCAACAGAGCUCUCUCUGGAAGCCCCGGGUUUCGGUAUCCUUCAGUGCCGCCAUAUAUUCAGUGAACACCUUAUGUGUUUGCUGUCCAUCCUGCCUUUUCCUUAAAGCACAGGACUCCUGUCAUCCCAUACUGGGUCAAGCGUUGUCACCUCGCAGUCCAGGCAGGGACUUCCUGUCUCCAGUCCAUCCUUCCUAACCUCUUAGCAGACUACAACAACUUCUUUCUGUAGCUGAUUUCUGUACCAAAGUGUAACUCAAUGUGCUGAAUAAAUAGUAGAAAAAAAAAUGACAAUUACAACAAAAAUUGUAUUGAUAGAAGAAUUCUUAAUCAAAGUGAACAUAAAUGAAAGUACAGCUCCACUACUUUGUCCAUCUUUAAUGAUAAAAUGUGAUUACAUUUUAUGAUUCACAGUUAUGACCAGUGCCCUCUGACUGACCACAUAUGAGCCCCUCAAACCUGACCGACAGACUGUCCUCAAGCUGAUGGUCAUCCAUGUUAAAUUCUGAGGUGGUAGUCGGUUUGUCUCCUGAACAGAGUCCUGAGAGAGACUUGCACACUAAAACACAAAUCACAUUAGGACCACACCUAAGAGUUCUUAUGCCCGGCAUCAGCCAUGGCAGCCUGGCACCUGGUUAUUACUCAGAAGUGGGCAAGUGUCACGUACCCUGUGUGAAUAUAUAAGCACCAAGGAAGCCAGGAAUGAUUAGACCCUGCGUGGGUUUUAAAAGCCGACUGUGAGUGAUUGGUGGGCCCUUCAAACAAACAUCUGCUACAGUCUGAGAAAUCACUUUGACUUUGUGGCUCUUGUGUACUUCAUUAAAGCGCCAUUGUGGUUCACCCUCAA